AUGGCCUCCCCCGUGACGGCUCCCGAGGACCAAAGCCGCCUCCUCGAGGAGGCAUUGGGAGUGGUCCGACAGCAGUCGCAGAUGAUGCGAAAAUGCCUAGAGACGCCGGGGAAAUUAAUGGAUGCGCUGAAAUGCGGAUCGACUUUCGUGUCCGAACUACGAACGCCCAGCCUAGGUCCGAAACAAUAUUAUGAACUGUACAUGGCCGUGUUCGACGCCCUGCGACACCUCUCCGUUUACCUGAAAGAGAACCAUCCCGUGAACCACCUGGCCGAUCUGUACGAAUUGGUCCAGUAUGCCGGCAACAUCAUCCCGAGAUUGUACCUCAUGAUCACUGUGGGGACCGUGUACAUGUCGGUGGAAGACGCCCCCGUUAAGGAGAUCAUGAAAGAUAUGAUGGAAAUGAGCCGAGGCGUGCAGCACCCCAUCCGCGGCCUGUUCCUACGAUACUACCUGUCCGGCCAGGCGAGGGAUUACCUACCCACGGGGUCGGGCGACGGUCCCGAAGGCAACAUGCAGGACUCGAUUAACUUCGUGUUGACCAACUUUGUCGAGAUGAAUAAGCUGUGGGUGCGACUGCAACAUCAGGGCCCGUCCCGGGAGCGGGAGAAGAGGAUGCAGGAGCGCCGGGAGCUGGAGCUGCUGGUCGGUAGUAAUGUUGUUCGCCUCAGUCAAUUGGUGGACUUGGAAGGUUACAAAUCGGGAAUCCUGCAGGCGCUGCUGGAACAGGUCGUUCAAUGCCGGGAUGUCCUGGCGCAGGAGUAUUUGCUUGAAGUGAUUACCAAAGUCUUCCCCGACGAAUUCCAUCUCCAUACACUUGACCUCUUGCUCUCCGCGAUCGCCCGACUCAAUCCGCACGUGGACCUGAAGAAGAUCGUCAUCGGCCUGAUGGACCGGCUGUCGGCGUAUGCGGCGCGCGAGACCGAUUUGUUGACCGACCCAGAAACAAGGCAGCAGACUGAGGAGGAAGCGGUGACAAAUCUCCUCGAGAAUGUCAAGAUUGCCGAAGAGACCAAGAAACAGGCGCCUGCGGAGAAUACGGAGACCACCCCCGUUCAGGAGAACGGCGUGGAGCAAGAGUCGAAGGAAACGGAAGAGAAGCCUCCGGCUGCCCCAGAGGAGGAGAACACCGAGAAAAACGCCAACGGCGACGGCAACGAAAAACCUGGCGUUCCUGCCAAUGUCAGGCUCUAUGCCAUCUUCUACGAGCAGGUGGUCAAUCUGAUCAAGUCUCGCGGGCUUCCCAUCCAAGACACGAUGGCCCUGCUCGUCUCCCUGGUCAAUCUGGCGCUGAACACAUACCCCGACAAACUCGAAUACGUGGAUCAGGUCCUUGACUUUGCCACCAAAUCCACUGCCGAGUACACGGAUCAUGCUGAUCUGCACUCCGCUCCGACGCAACAGAACCUCCUGCACCUCUUGGUUGCCCCUCUUCGCUCCUACUUUUCCAUCUUUACGGCGUUGGCCCUACCUAACUACCUUCCACUUUUGACCGCGCAAUCGUAUCCUACCCGUCGCUCCGUUGCUGGUGAAAUCGCCCGCAGCCUUCUCAAGAACCGCACGCUCAUCGCUACCACGGACAACCUUGACCGUGUUCUCCAGGUUCUCCGGGUUCUGAUCAAAGAGGGCACGCAGCAGUCCAUGGGAUACCCAGGAGUACAAUCACAACGCCGGGGCGAGACGGACGAGACCAUCGAAGAGCAAGGCUGGCUCGCACGAUUGGUUCAUCUGAUUCAGGCACCAGAAAACGAUGUUCAGCUCAAGCUCCUGCAAUCAACUCGCAAGGCCUAUGCAGACGGCAACGAACGGAUUCGAUACACAACGCCGGCGCUCAUCAGCGCCUCGAUACGUUUGGCGCGCAAGCUCAAAACCCGUGAGCAUUUAGAUGACAACUGGCAGUCGCAGUCGUCAGCCUUGUACCGAUUCAUGCAUCAAUGCGUCAACAACCUGUACCAGCGAGUAAACCCGGGAUGCGCCGAUUUGUCUCUGCGGCUAUUUGUCAUGUGCGGCGAGGUCGCCGACCAGACUGGAUUUGAAGAAUUUAGUUACGAGUUCUUCGCGCAGGCCUUCACUAUCUAUGAAGACUCUAUCAGUGAUUCGCGGGCCCAGUUCCAGGCUGUCUGCAUUAUUGCGGGAGCUCUUCACGGUUCCCGAGGAUUCUCCAAAGAGAACUACGACACGCUCAUCACCAAGGCGGCGCUGCACGGCAGCAAGCUGCUCAAGAAGCCCGAUCAGUGUCGUGCAGUGUAUCUCGCUAGUCACCUCUGGUGGGUUGUCGAGAACCCGCAAAGAGGAGAGGAAGACGCCAAGAACCUCUACCGCGACGGAAAGCGCGUUCUCGAAUGUCUCCAGCGGGCUCUUCGUGUUGCCGACGCUUGCAUGGAUACCGCUGUCUCCGUUGAACUCUUCGUUGAGAUCCUCAACCGCUAUGUCUACUACUUCGACCAGCAGAACGAAACCGUCACGACUAAAUACCUCAAUGGCCUUAUCGAGCUCAUCCACUCCAACCUGCAGACCAACCAGGACGAGCCCAACCCGAACCUGGAAGGCCCGAAGCGCCAUUUCGAGCGUACACUAGAGUACAUUCGAUCAAGGGACUACGAAGGCAUCGUCACAGACCCUAGACAGUGA
Aspergillus affinis is the source of this 2631-nucleotide messenger RNA. Its product is annotated as vacuolar protein sorting-associated protein 35. The transcript is spliced from 5 exons. The record is from RefSeq and is a predicted model, not a curated record. Gene Ontology annotation, biological process: intracellular protein transport; retrograde transport, endosome to Golgi. NCBI's taxonomy places the organism in Eukaryota, Fungi, Ascomycota, Eurotiomycetes, Eurotiales, Aspergillaceae. The coding region runs from base 1 to 2631 and encodes 876 amino acids. Gene Ontology annotation, cellular component: late endosome; retromer, cargo-selective complex; retromer complex.